Molecule: messenger RNA, 1342 nt
Organism: Nothoprocta perdicaria
Lineage: Eukaryota; Metazoa; Chordata; Aves; Tinamiformes; Tinamidae
Gene: IER3IP1
Product: immediate early response 3 interacting protein 1
Exons: 3
Coding region: 12-260 (82 amino acids)
Biological process (GO): endoplasmic reticulum to Golgi vesicle-mediated transport
Cellular component (GO): Golgi membrane; endoplasmic reticulum membrane; COPII-coated ER to Golgi transport vesicle
Source: RefSeq, a predicted model, not a curated record
CGGCGGCGGCCAUGGCGUUCACGCUGUACUCGCUGCUGCAGGCCGCGCUGCUCUUCGUCAACGCCAUGGCCGUGCUGCACGAGGAGCGCUUCCUGCGGCACGUUGGCUGGGGAAGCGAUCAAGGGAUCGGAGGAUUUGGAGAAGAACCGGGAAUUAAAGCGCAGCUGAUGAACCUUAUUCGAUCUGUGCGAACUGUUAUGAGAGUGCCACUAAUAGCAGUGAACUCUGUUACAAUUGUGCUACUCCUGUUGUUCGGCUGAACAUGACCUGUUGCUUGUGGACAUCCAAAGAGGAAAGCUGCCAACCCAGCACUGCUUUGAGUUUUCUGGGAUCCAACGUGGUUUAGCUGUCAGUUUGACAUCAGCUUACAAUAAUAAAGACACUAUUUCUAUUUAUCCUACUUCCUAAUGUUCCCUUGCGGUUUCAUUAAACAAGAGAAUGGGAUCAGUGCAACAACGCUGUAAAUAUAUUGGACUCCGACAAGUUCUCCUGCAGCCUGUUAAUAGCAUUGACUGUUACAAUAUUCCUUGUAACAUAUUGCAAUGAUUGUCCAUAGGAUGCGGUUUUUAACUGUCGCUCAGGGAUGGAUUUCCUUCAGUACACUCCCAAUAUAUUUUUAAGUUGAAAAAAAAAAUCCAGUGUUUGUCAUUUCCUAGUUUAUACCGCGGUACUAUUUAAUAGAUAUGAAUUUGGUUCUAGAAAUACUAUAAACUAUUGAAAAUACUGUUGUGGUUUUGAGAAAGCUAAAGCUAGAUUGGGGUGGGAGGACUAUUUCGGGUUAAAUUAUAAGUGGAAUUUUGCUGGCUACGUUGAGGCCAGGCUUUUUCUCUUGGUGCUUGAUAGCUUUCUCAUAUCAAUGGUGUUUGAUGCUUAUGGUAAAAUAGGCUGAAAAUAGGUGYGAUAGCUAUGCAAAAUCUCAAAGAGCUGUACCUAAAUGCAGGCAACUCAGUGUUAAUUUAGACUAGCAAAUGAUCUUAGUAACUAGCAUUUGUUACUAUUCCUCCAAGGAUUAUUAUUACUUUUUCUAAGCACAUAUUGAACUUUUGUGUAGCACUUUGUGUGUUGGAAGUGGGGAACCAUUUGUAUUCUGAGCUUUUGGGGCAACCUGGGCGAACAUCGYGCCAUUUUCACACGCAGUUCUUUUUGCAAACAGCAAAUUUUGCAACCUCCAUCCUGCCUCUCCAUCUUCCUUAAAGUAAGGAGUUUCUGAAGAUCCCUGGGUUUGAACUUGCAGAUCCUSCAUGGACAGCCUGCUUUGAUACAGAUGAUUCAGCGGAGGCUGCUGGGUCAGGUCUGAUGUUUAUAGCAACCCUCAAUGCAAGAAAGUGGAUCCUCCUAUACC